AUGCGUGCAGGCUGGCGAUCGCUGCGUUCCCGCUGGGUUUUCGUUUCACUUGCACUCGUCAUUGGAGCAGUGGUGUCGUACUGGCUGGCUCCACACUAUGCCCUCGCAAAGAAAGUGAAUCGGCUGCAGUCACUCAAUCAGCGACUGCAAGAAGAAAUCGCUAGACUGCAGCGACCAGCGGUGGGCGUAUCCACAGACGAGGGCAGAGUGGGCGAAAGAGCUGGCGAGCACGACAAUGCCUACGACACUCUGGAGAAGUGGGAAAGUGUCAGAAAUUCAAGAUGCGAAACAAUACAUAUUGGGUUCAUUGCGGCGGGCUACAACGCCAGCCGUCAAGUGGCCACCGUCAUGAAGACAAUUCUCUUCCACAGACACAACCCUCUUCAUUUUCAUUUUGUAUCCGACAUUCCAGCAAAGCAUAUACUAGGUACACUGAUGAACACUUGGCAGCUACCGGCAGUAAACUUCAGUUUCUAUGAUACUGAGCCUUUGGAAGAGCGCAUAUCUUGGAUACCAAGCUUCCAUUACUCCGGUGUGUAUGGACUAAUGAAACUUGUUGCACCGCAGGUGUUUCCGUGGAGCAUAGAGAGCAUCAUUAUGCUUGAUACCGAUGUAAUGCUCAAUUCCGACAUAGCCCUUCUGUGGCACUUUUUCGUGGACAUCAAAGAGAGGAGGAAGCUGCUGGGGAUCGUGGAGAAUCAGAGCAACUGGUAUCUUGGGAGUCUGUGGGAAAACCAUCAUCCGUGGCCGGCAGUGGGACGAGGAUUCAACACAGGAGUGGUUCUGCUCAAUCUGGAAGAGAUGAGGAGGCAGGGGUGGGAUAGUAUGUGGUCUGGCGUUGCUCGAAUGCACGCGAAUCCUGCUGCUCUUGCCGACCAAGAUGUUGUUAAUGCCGUUAUCAAGGAGUAUCCCCAUAUUCACCUCAUUCUGCCAUGUGGGUGGAAUGUACAGCUGGGUGAUAACUCUCGUAGUGAAUUCUGCUACCAAAAUGGCGAAAGUUUUCAUAUCAUUCACUGGAAUUCGCCUAAUAAAAUGAACGUGGAGAAAAAUAACGGAGCCUACUUCAGACUCAUGUACAAUGGAUUUGUUCAAUACGAUGGAAAUCUCCUUAGACGUGAACUCAUUACCUGCAGCUCAUUUGAAAACAAUGUUGCAAGGGGACAGUCCCCGAAUCAAACCCGUGACGCGUGCUCUGCGUUCAGAAACGUGGCAAAGUUGCAACUUCGUACUCACCCAUUUUUCAUUGGAAAUAUUAUAUCCAAACCCAAUGCAGUUACCCUGAUAUCACAGUUAUCAAUGGAUAGACUGCAGAUGUUGGAGCCACUCUGUCGCUAUUGGAAGGGACCAAUGAGUGUGUCGGUGUAUGCGUCCGAUUCAGAAACUAUUAAACUCUCCAACUACGUUACCCGUCACGAGUGUUUCCAACAAAGAAACGACAUAUCACUGCAUAUUGUGUAUCCAGAGAGUAGUAACCUCUACCCCGUAAACUACCUCCGUAAUGUGGCUCUGGAUCAUCUCACCACAAAGUAUGCACUUCUCCUGGACAUUGACUUUAUCCCCAUGGUUGAUUUACACGACUAUCUCUUGGAGGCAACGCGAGUUCUUGGAGCCGAAAAGAGGGCUCUUGUAGUCCCUGCUUUCGAAACACACCUCUACAGACUCGAUUUCCCACAGAGCAAACCGGCCCUUCUGGAGAUGCUCGAGGCAGGGUCUAUCAAGCCAUUCAGAUAUAAUGAAUGGCCGAAAGGACACGCGCCGACAAACUAUCAACACUGGAAAACUGCAUCGCGUCCCUACAGGGUAAACUGGGCACCUGAUUUCGAGCCGUAUGUCGUAUUACAGUGGCCGUUUGCACGGUACGAUACCAGGUUCGUGGGGUUCGGAUGGAAUAAAGUCUCUCACAUAACGGAACUGCAUCAUGCUGGCUACGAGUUUGUUGUCCUGCCCGAGGCUUUUGUCAUUCACAUGCCUCACAGUCCUUCCCUUGAUAUAUCCAAUUUCAGAUCGAGUUCACUCUACAGAGAUUGCUUACAAGUUUUAAAAAGGGAAUUUCAAGAAACGCUCAAGUUGAAAUACUCAUUUGGACACUCGUGA
Molecule: messenger RNA, 2094 nt
Organism: Geodia barretti
Lineage: Eukaryota; Metazoa; Porifera; Demospongiae; Tetractinellida; Geodiidae
Source: the annotation of a GenBank genome assembly